AUGGAAGUUGAGAAUGUGAAGAAAGUUGAAGAGAAGAAAGAAGGUGAAGAAGAGGAUGCCACCACGAAUUACGUGGUUGCCCCCUUCGACAAGGCGCCCACGCUGACUCGGCCUCUUGAGGAGAUCUUGAGGGAUCUUAACAAGAGAGUCCCCGACAGCCUCAUCAAGAACAAUUCCAUCUCGUGGUACCACGCCAAUAGAAUGCUGAGCUUCUAUGCCCCAGGCUGGUGUGGAGAAAUUCGUGAUGUCAUUUAUUCGGAUAAUGGAAGUGUGACAGUGGUGUAUCGUGUUACAGUAAGAGGAACAGAUGGCGAGGUCCACCGAGAAUCUACAGGGACGGUGUUUUUGAACAACGGUAAAUAUCAGGACCCUGUUGCAGCAGCUGAAGAAGUAGCCUUCCGCAGAGCCUGUGCUCGGUUUGGUCUCGGCUUGCAUCUGUAUCACGAAGAUUAACGAGUUCCUCUCUACUUAUCUCACCAACAGGCACAUGGAAACCCCUGAAGAUGCUUCUCCUUUGAAUCCAGUUCUCUCCAUUGUUCAGCUUUGAAUGAGACUUAUGCAGAUCAUUAGAUGUAAAUAUUUUAUCGGAAUACAAGCAAGGAUGUGUAUCUUCGCUCAUAUGUUGCUCUGCACUUGAGUGUGGUAUACCUUUCAUUUUCCUUUUAACAAAUGAUGAUAAAGGUUGCUUGGUUUUUAGGUAACAAGUCUAUUUAUCCGUGGAAACUUGUUGAGAAAAACUUUUUUUUUUUUGGUUCCCUUGGAAAUAAGAGAAACUUACUGAGAAAAACCUUUUUUUUUGGUUCC
Asparagus officinalis (garden asparagus) is the source of this 804-nucleotide messenger RNA. Its product is annotated as DNA repair RAD52-like protein 2, chloroplastic. The record is from RefSeq and is a predicted model, not a curated record. The transcript has 5 exons. Lineage: Eukaryota; Viridiplantae; Streptophyta; Magnoliopsida; Asparagales; Asparagaceae. Gene Ontology annotation, molecular function: DNA binding. Gene Ontology annotation, biological process: double-strand break repair via homologous recombination. The coding region runs from base 1 to 453 and encodes 150 amino acids.